AUGACAGAGAAAAGUGGCGGAGUGCGCAGAGGAGGUGGCAAUGAAGCUGAAGUCUUCUGCUGGCCUGUUUUCUCGUCAGGAGACGAAGACUCCCCGAACGACGUGGAGCAUGGUAUCCGUGUGCGUAGCGUUAAAGCUUUCAAAACUGGUUGGCAGUUGGAGGUGUCGCUUAGAGGGUUUUCCCACGAAACGAGAUUGCGAGGAGAGAUGGAUUUGAACUUUCGUGCCUCGCACGUACAAUCAGAGGAUCUUGCAUCGUCCACUACCACCACCACCUACGCGAGGGACUCACACUACCGACGAGCCGCAUCAGCUCGUCAAGCGAGUUACAAAUGUGUUUAUCGCCAUCUUGUCUUUGACAACGUGAACCAAGGCGAAAGUACGACACAACCGCUUUCGGACACCGCUUUUGAUGCUUUUCUAGACUUUGCAGCAUAUUCCGCUUGUUCUAAACCAAGGCCCGAGCUUGCCCCUCCCUCCUUCCAUACCUCACAACACGGCCAUGUUCUUCCUGGGUACAGACGCUUCUCCUCUGUUAUCCAAGGGAUCAACCCGAAUCCACGUUCUGCAGAGUCGUAUAUGGCGGUGACGCAUCUUUCCAGGGAUAGUGAAGCCAGGACUUGA
This is a messenger RNA of Laccaria bicolor S238N-H82, 624 nucleotides long. RefSeq lists its product as uncharacterized. The record is from RefSeq and is a predicted model, not a curated record. The coding region runs from base 1 to 624 and encodes 207 amino acids. Lineage: Eukaryota; Fungi; Basidiomycota; Agaricomycetes; Agaricales; Hydnangiaceae. The transcript is spliced from 5 exons.